UUUCAGUGACAUUGAGUGAAUAAAUUGAAAAUUACAAAAAAAAAUAAAAUUGAAACAAAAAAAAAAUCUUAAAAUAAAUACGCAUAUCAAUCGCAGAUUAAAAGUACGCGCAUUAACUCAUCGAAACUUCGUGAGAGUUAAAUCUUCUCCAAUACUAUCAUACCUAAUCUGUUUCUGUCUCUUCCCCUGGAGUUCAAAGGCGACAAGUCUUGCAACAUGGAGAUUUCAUCAAAAGAAAUGGAGGUCCGUCCCAAUACCAUUGCUGAUGUCAAAGUAGAUGCUUCUUUUCGUCGAAUACCAAAGAAUGCCAUCUGCUUUCAUGUCUGGAAAAUCGAUGAAGAUCGUUUGGAAGCUGAACCCAAAGCCCAGUAUGGAACAUUUGUGGAUGAUUGUGCCUAUAUUAUUUAUGCCGCUGCAGCGGCUGGGACAUACGUCAAUCAAGAUACCAUAACACGAGAAGUGAAACCUUCUGUUAACUUAGAACGUUUUAUUCACUUUUGGCUGGGCGAAAAUGUUUCGGAGCAAAAACGUUCCAAUGUUGCACAUAAAAUACAAGAGCUGGACUCUUAUUUCAAUAAUGUGGCGGUGGAAUAUCGUGAAACACAGGGCAAUGAAAGUGCCCGAUUUUUAUCGUAUUUCAAAAAGGGAAUAACCAUCAAAUGCGGCCAACACUUGAACUCCGCCGAACAGAAUCGUUUGUAUCAGGUCUAUGGACGCAAAUGGUUGCGUUGCAUUGAAAUGCCAACCAUAUCGUGGGAACAUUUCGGAGCCGAUUUUGUAAUGCUAUUGGCAACGGCCAAUCAUUUAUAUGUUUGGAUAGGUCGCUCCUCGAGUAAUGUGGAGCGACGCAAUGCCAUUGAAUUGGCUAACAAAUGGCAAAAGGAUAACACCAAACUAACCAUUGUCGAUGAUGGCUAUGAACAAUCAAUGCCGGAGAAAAGGAAAAAUGAAUGGAAUACAUUUUUGCCAUUGUCACAGAGGUCGGUGUGUCAGAACUCUCCCAUUCCGGAGAAACCAAUUUGUAAUAAAUUGAAAAUCUACAAAUGUUGUUAUCGCAAUAAUCGCCUGCAUCUGGACCAAUUGGAUGUGGUUAUACCGACACGAGAAGAUUUCAGUGAUUCCAGUACGGCAUAUGUUUUGGAUGGCUUUGCCCAGGGUAUAUGGUUGUGGGUGGGCAGCCAGGCGUCGCAACAGGAUAAAACCAAUGCCAUGGGUAAUGGCAGGGCGUUUGUCAAGAAGAAAAAAUAUCCCUAUAGUACUCCAGUUAUACGUGUGGUGGAAGGCCACGAACCGGCUGAGUUUAUACGCCUAUUUCCCUCUUGGCAUGGUGACUGCAAUGAGUUACAAAUGAAACCAUCUUCCACAAUUUUGGGUAAAUUCGACUCGAUGACAUUGUGUCAAAGACCCAAAAUGGCUGCCGAAACCCAAUUGAUUGAUGAUGGCUCAGGAGAACGUAAAAUCUUUCGCAUCACCAAGGAUCAGGUCAUCGAAAUGCCAACAACAAAGGCGGUUUAUUUUACCACCCUGAAUUCAUAUGUCGUCCAGUAUACCGUGGUGAGCUGGUCCAUGAAUCCGAAUGACAGUGAAAGUGUUGGCAUCAAACAAAUCAUCUAUCAAUGGAACGGAUCUGAAGCCUCCACUGAGAUUACAAAUAAAGCUGAAAACUUUGCCAAAAACCUGUUCGAUACAGCAAAUCAGAAAACCAUGUUUGUGCAGAUGAGUGAAUACGAUGAGACUCCACACUUCCUACAAAUGUUCGAGGGCAAGCUAAUCAUACUGCUCAGCGAACGGAGUCUACCACACAACAAUAACAACAACAAUAAUAAUCACAUAAUUUCCAAUGGUCUAAAUGGUCAUGAUUCGGAAAGUUUGGUCCUCAAAGUAUUUGGUGACAGUACCUACAAUGCCAAAGCCGUUGAAGUUUUCCCCCUAUCAUCAAUGUCCGCCAAAGAAUGUUUUGUUGUCAAGUCGCAACAUGUUUGGGUAUGGUGUGGCCAAUCGUCCACGGGGGAUGCCCGAGAGUUGGCCAAAAAUAUCGGUGCUUUAUUGGGUGAAAGUUCCUUGGUGCUGGAGGGCAAAGAACCCAAAGAAUUUUGGCGCUCGGUAACAAAUCUCAUGAACCAAAGUCUCAUAAUGAACGGUGUAAAUCAUUCGCCCAACACCAGCAGUAACGGCAGUUCCAGUAUUGGUACUGCUUCACCCAUCAACUCGAAUGGCAGUAGCUGUGGCACAACACUACAAUAUUUAGGCUCAUGUUCACCGCCCAGUGUGAAACCCCGUUUCCAGGCCCAACUCUUUGCCGUUUGGAAUUUACGCAAUAAAUUCUUUUCCGAAGAGAUAUUGGGUUAUGAUCAAACGGAUCUUUCGCCGGAAUGUAUGUAUGUCUUGGAUGCGGGAAUUAUUACAUAUGUGUGGUUGGGAAAAUAUGUUAGCUCCCAUGAGAAGGUGAAGUAUAUGAAUAUGGCCCAAAACUAUUUGGAAACGGUGCCAAUUGCCCGAAGACCAACCACCGCAAUUGGUGUGAUACAUCAAAAUGAUGAGCCGAAUGUGUUCAAGGGGUUCUUUAACUCGUGGAAUACCGGCAUGUGGAAUAAUUACAUCAACUAUGAACAGAAACGCCAAAUGGUCUCAUCAGGCCAAUCAGUAAUAACAAAUGGCACUGGAAAUGGUGUUGCCCUGCCAGUAAAUGGUGUGAAUGGCAAACUUCCCCCUUCGAUUUUGAAUAACCAAAAAGAUUUCGAUCGCCAUCAAAAGUAUCCAAUUGUAAUGCUGCAACAGGAAAUCGAUUUGCUGCCCGAAGAAGUAAAUCCCUUGAAGAGGGAGGUCCACUUAACCCACGACGACUUCGUAUCCCUUUUCAAUAUGUCCUUCUAUGAGUUUGAUGAAUUGCCCGCUUGGAAACAACAGGAAUUGAAAAAGAAACAUAAACUAUUUUAAAAGCAAAAUUUCCAUCUUUCUUUUAUGUUUGAAAAAUAAUUAUCAACAAUUUUAUAGAAUUUAUAAUUUAUUUUUUAAACAUCUUUACAUAUUUUCUGCAAAUAAUUUCUACAAUAGAGAAAAAAAUUAUAAAUUCCAUUAAAAUUUCUAAUAUUUCUGUAAUAUAAAACAACAACAAGAAAU
Musca domestica (house fly) is the source of this 3120-nucleotide messenger RNA. RefSeq names its product villin-like protein quail (gene qua). The coding region runs from base 217 to 2937 and encodes 906 amino acids. The record is from RefSeq and is a predicted model, not a curated record. The transcript is spliced from 8 exons. Gene Ontology annotation, biological process: actin polymerization or depolymerization; barbed-end actin filament capping; cytoskeleton organization. Gene Ontology annotation, cellular component: cytoplasm; actin cytoskeleton. Lineage: Eukaryota; Metazoa; Arthropoda; Insecta; Diptera; Muscidae. Gene Ontology annotation, molecular function: phosphatidylinositol-4,5-bisphosphate binding; actin filament binding.